Molecule: messenger RNA, 1543 nt
Organism: Saccostrea echinata
Lineage: Eukaryota; Metazoa; Mollusca; Bivalvia; Ostreida; Ostreidae
Product: glycine receptor subunit alpha-2-like
Exons: 9
Coding region: 17-1282 (421 amino acids)
Biological process (GO): chemical synaptic transmission; chloride transmembrane transport; nervous system process
Cellular component (GO): synapse; membrane; neuron projection
Molecular function (GO): extracellular ligand-gated monoatomic ion channel activity; chloride channel activity; neurotransmitter receptor activity
Source: RefSeq, a predicted model, not a curated record
AGCAGCUAGAGAGAAGAUGCUAGACUUGUGCUGCAUUGUGUUACUAUUAUUUUUUCAGAAUGGCGAUUUACAACCUUUGAAUAAUACAAAAAGCACGACGUUAGGCGGAAAAGAACAGAAAAUCAUAGAUGAUUUAUUGAGCCACUAUGAUAAAAGAGUUUCUCCCACAGAUGCUGUAGGCGAAGGUCCAGUUCUAGAUACUGUACAGUUGUACAUAUUAAGCUUGGACUCCUCGGGUGAUUCAUCAAUGGAUUUCAAGAUGAGCUUCUUUUUGCGACAGAGGUGGAAGGAUGUUCGAUUAAGCCACAAUUUUAGUGGCAUCUCCGUGCUUGAACUUCAUCAUUCGGCCAUCGAAGCUGUCUGGGUUCCCGACAUUUACUUUGUCAAUGAAGAGACGGCCCAUUUUCAUAGUGUUUCUGUUCCAAAUAAAAUGUUAAACAUAUAUCCCGAUGGUGAAGUGUCCUACAGCGUACGAGUUACAGGGACAUAUGCAUGCCACAUGGAUUUGCGAAAGUACCCCUUAGACAAACAAAUAUGCUCUGUGUCAAUAGAAAGCUAUGGACAUAGUACAAGGUCAUUGUUGGUUCGCUGGAAAAUACCACCAGUCGUUCUCAGCAGAAACAUUAAGAUGACUCAGUUCACUAUUGUGAAAACAGUACCUUACACGUGUGAUCAACAAUAUAUGGAGCAUAACUAUUCCUGCAUUAAACUUGACCUGCACAUGACAAGGAUGAAUGGAUUUUAUUUUAUUCAUAUGUAUGUGCCCUCCAUCCUUAUCGUCAUGCUUUCCUGGAUUUCUUUCUGGCUCGAUAUCGAGGCUACAGCAGCAAGGGUUUCCUUGGGAAUUCUCACAGUACUAGCAAUGACGACACAGAAUAAUUUUACGGAUAUCCAACAUGUGUCAUAUGUAACAGCUAUGAAUGUGUGGACAGCUGCGAGUCUUGCUUUCGUUUUUCUUGCUGUUGUUGAAUAUGCUUAUAUAAAUGUUCACACUCGAAAACAUAUCAGAAAGACAAUGACAAAUGCAACCAGUACAAUUUCUAUGAACACCACAAAUCACAAAAUUAAUAACAACAUUAUAACCAUUCCGAAUGUAGAAGCAAAAAGUAUUCAGGGUUCUGGGAAAAAAUAUAUUCUUAACAACAUGGAUGUGGACAACAAGAGAGGAAGAAGAGUGGACCGCUACGCACGCUUCGCUUUCCCAAUUUGCUACAUUUUGUUCAACAUCGUAUACUGGUCUUUUUAUAUGGUAUGGGAACCUGUAAAAGAUACAGCUCCGUGAAGCAUACUGACAAUUUGUACAUGUUGUAAGAUGCCUUUUUGUCGGUGUUCAGUAUGUAGAACGAAGAGUGUCUCAUGAUCAAUAUGAUGUCGAAAGAACUUCCAAAAAAAAAACUUAAGUGAUCUCAGAUUUCUCACUUAAAACACGUCUUUGUGUCAUAUAAAAUCUAUAUGUAUUAUGUAUGAUAUUUAUUUGUAUCAUGUUUACAAUUAUGUCAAGCUAAAAAGUCACCUGGAGAAACUUUGGCAGUUAUCCUCAAAA